GUAACAAUUUCUCGAUUCAAAAACUGAAACCCAAACGCGGCAUGGUUUCUUCUGCAACUGCAAUCACUUCACGCAUUUGACCCCUUUUCACCAAAAUCCUAACAAAUUCCGCAAGAAAAUCGAACCUUACCGGAAUGGAAAACCAGACUCGAGUUCGGUGCCCGGAGAAUGAAGAACUUGCUUCGUUCAUGAAGAACAAGUGGAAAGAAAUGGCUUCGCAACCUAAAGGUCUUUCCGAUAACAUCGAAAUGGCACUUUCUAAAGCUCAUUUCAAUGUUUGUAACUCUAAAAAUCCAAUUCGAACUAUCAAAGAUUUCUCUACUGUUAAGGGUGUGGGGAAAAUGAUGUUGAGGCUGAUGCAGGGUUUUUUUGGGACCGGUUCUGGAGGUACUGAACCAGAUGACUUGACCACAAAGGGAAAGAAAACUAAAGGUACCAAGCGCUAUGUACCUCAAAGGAACUCUGUGGCGUAUGCAUUAUUGAUAACCCUUUACAGGGGAACUUCAAAUGGGAAUGAAUUUAUGCGUAAACAGGAGCUUAUCGAUGCUGCUGAAGCUAGUGGGUUAUCUCGAGCACCAAUUGCGCCAGAAAAAGGGAAAGGAAAACCUGGACAUUUUGGAAGUUCUCCACAGGAUUGGUACAGUGGAUGGAGCUGCAUGAAGACAUUGAUAUCCAAAGGAUUAGUUGUAAAAUCGAGUUGCCCAGCAAAGUACAUGCUAACCCAAGAAGGCAAGGAAGCAGCAUGUGACUGCCUUAAAAGAUCUGGAAUGGCAGAAUCUCUGGACAAGUCGGCUUCUGUUGAAAUUCCUAUUCAUAUGGAUAAACAAAACUCAUUAGAUAUGGAAGUUGAUGCUCAUGAUUUGGAAUCAGAAGUGACAUCACCAUUGAACAGGCAAAAGAAGCCGGUGGAUGUUCCUCUUGAUUCCCUUGAGAGGUUUACAAAAAUGGGUUACUCCAAGGAGCAGAUUAUUACUGCUUUUGAGGAUGUUUCCAGAAGCCACCCAAGUAAAGACAUUUCAUCUCUGUGGCCGGCUGUUUUGUGUCAACUUCGGGAGGAGCAAGUCUAUGGCUCACAGCCAGAAUCUCGAAUAAUGAUGAAUGCUAAUGCUGUUGUAAAUGGUCUCAAAGGCCCCAUUGAAAAAGAGAGCAGAACUGCGAGUUCAUCCUGUGGUGGGCAUGUGGCAAACUUACGUUCUCUUGAUAUUCCAUCGUUUCCCAUGAGAGCUUGCUCAUCAGCUGAUCAUGCCAUGCAAAAGCCAAACAAGGAUGAGGUUAAAUCACAGAUGAACAUUUUAAGUGUGCCACCAUUGAGCUUGGGGGAGAGGUUUGAGGAUGCUUAUGAAGUAAUUUUAAUAUUGGAUGACCGGGAGCAAUUUGCUACACAGGGAUCACGAUCUAGAAAAAUUAUCGAGAAUAUUCGUAGCCACUUCAAAAUCCAAAUUGAGGUCCGGAGAUUGCCAGUUGGAGAUGGGAUUUGGAUAGCGCGCCAUAAAACUCUUGGCAGUGAAUAUGUGUUGGAUUUUAUUGUUGAGAGGAAAAAAAUUGAUGAUUUACGCAGUUCAAUUAGGGAUAACCGCUACAAGGAUCAGAAGUUAAGACUCGUGAGGUGUGGGCUGAGGAAGCUGAUAUAUCUUGUUGAAGGUGAUCCAAAUUCUUCCGAAGCUGCUGAAAGCAUAAAAACAGCCUGUUUUACAACAGAGAUUCUGGAGGGAUUUGACGUACAGAGAACAAGUGGUUUAGGUGAUACCCUAAGGAAGUAUGGCCAUCUUACCCAAGCAAUUUACCAAUAUUACAAGUCAGAAUUUUUUGAAGACAAUAAGAAAUACUCUGCGAUAUGUCCUCCGUAUGAUGAAUUUGUUAGAAGGUGUCAAGACCUCGAAAAAAUGACAGUUAGUGAUGUAUUUGCCAUCCAACUUAUGCAGGCCCCACAAGUUACAGAGGAGAUUGCCAUGGCUGUGUUGGAUUUGUAUCCCACACUUCUGUCUCUUGCCCGUGCCUAUUCACUACUUGACGGUGAUUCUUGCGCCCAAGAGCAGAUGCUUCAAAGACAAAGUAAUAAUGCGAUCAAUGCAGCUGCUAGUAGGAACAUUUUCCAGCUUGUUUGGGGUAGCUGACAUGUAUUUCCUCCUCAAACUUGAGUUUUUGGAUGGGAAUUCACUAAGCAAGGGUGAAUACCAUUUUUUUUUCUCACUUUAGUAAGUUCUCUUUAGCGUAUGUGUAUGUAAAAUUAUUGUUAGUUUAUAUUAUAACAAAGUUUUAGUUAAGUGGUCAUCUGUAUAUUUUGUAAAGCAAAAUCCUGUACAACACCAAUCAGAGUAUUUUACAUACGGAUUAGGAUCAAUUACAUGAAUCAAAUGAUAGGAUGUCAUAAUUGUCUUAUCAUACAAAAGAAGGUUUAGAAUUAA
This is a messenger RNA of Trifolium pratense (red clover), 2405 nucleotides long. RefSeq names its product crossover junction endonuclease MUS81. Lineage: Eukaryota; Viridiplantae; Streptophyta; Magnoliopsida; Fabales; Fabaceae. Bases 135 to 2114 code for a protein of 659 amino acids. Gene Ontology annotation, molecular function: DNA binding; crossover junction DNA endonuclease activity; 3'-flap endonuclease activity. Gene Ontology annotation, biological process: resolution of meiotic recombination intermediates; mitotic intra-S DNA damage checkpoint signaling; double-strand break repair via break-induced replication. Gene Ontology annotation, cellular component: Holliday junction resolvase complex; nucleus. The record is from RefSeq and is a predicted model, not a curated record. The transcript is spliced from 15 exons.